This is a messenger RNA of Halichondria panicea, 2395 nucleotides long. RefSeq lists its product as uncharacterized. Bases 1 to 2286 code for a protein of 761 amino acids. Lineage: Eukaryota; Metazoa; Porifera; Demospongiae; Suberitida; Halichondriidae. The transcript is spliced from 12 exons. The record is from RefSeq and is a predicted model, not a curated record.
AUGAAGACAGUUACAGCAGUGUAUGUAUUUGCUGCGUGUCUGGUCGGGUGUCUGUGCACUACCCCUAAGCUGAUACAGACGGGGAGUGGCUUCACUGUGAGUGUGGAUGGGGAUGACUGGUUCAAGAGUGGUACUGUCUCUGUGCGCUAUGAUGGAGCAUGGUGGAGCUCCACUAACAAGAUGACCAACGUCCUCAAGAGCUCCCCUCCGAGUACAGCAACUGGACGAGACACUUUCGGCGACUACGAAGUCACCACUGUGGAUUGGGAGCCCUCUACCACUGCUGGGCCCAGAUUACAGACUCUAUCCUACAAGUAUUCGGACAUCCCCGAUCUGUUUGCAUUCGAGUGUGUGUUUGUGAACGGUCUCAAAGGAGCCUCAGUUGCAGAUGUUUUCAAUCAAACCCUCUCCACUUACCCGUCCCUGAUCAUAGAGAAGGCUGACAUGGAGCGAGGCUGGCUCACAUGGGCAGGAAACAUGGCGAAGGAGCUGCUGACUGGUGUAUGGGGUAAGGAUGAUGUGUACAGCAAUAUUGAUGGUGGUUUCCCUCUGGUGGUGUUCAACAAGGCCAUGUCCAAAGCCAUAGUCCUGUCUCCUCUAAACACUCUCAUGUCAGCCAACCAGAUGACCUUCACUGACACCAACACCAAGGACAAGAUGGUCACCUUUGGACCACUCAACACCAUUGACACGGUCCCUGCUGGCUAUCGUUUCCAGACAGUGUUUGUGUACGGUAACAGUGUGUUGCAUGCAAUGAAGCGCUGGGGUGAGCUGAUGAGAGGCUACUAUGGCAAGGAGGCCAGCUAUCGUCAGAGUGACUUCAGUGUUAACUAUCUUGGGUAUUGGACUGACAAUGGAGCCUGCUACUACUACAACACCAGCAGCAAGUACUCAGACUAUGAGGAACUACUCAAUGCAGUCAAGACUGACGCUGACCAAUCAGGCCUGCCAUACAGAUACAUGCAGUUGGACUCCUGGUGGUACUAUAAGGGCUCUGGUGGUGGUGUGAGUCAAUGGAUCCCUCGUAAAGAUGUGUUUCCUAAUGGUAUAGAGGCUGUAGUCAAGAGCACUGGCUGGAGGGUACAUGCACACAACAGAUGGUGGUCUCCAGAAACACCUUACGCCAAAGACUACUCGUUUAUUGUGGAGGACAAGAUCGCACUACCAAUAGACCCAACAUUCUGGGACUAUCUGAUGUCAUCCUCUCAGUUAGACUGGGGCCUCAUGGUUUAUGAACAGGACUGGCUUGAUAAUCAGUUCUCCAGGACCAAGGCUCUACUGACUGAUCUUGGCCUCGGGGAGAUGUGGCUCAAGCAAAUGGGAGAAUCGGCUAUGAGAUAUGGAAUCACAAUACAAUACUGUAUGCCUUGGACACGACACGUUCUCCAGAGCUUGGCUAUUCCAGUGGUGACUCAGAUUCGUGUGAGUGAUGACUAUGAGCCUGGCAACUCUCAGUGGAUCAUUGGAGACACUACCAUCCUCGCUCAUGCUGUAGGGCUAGCAGCAUUUAAAGAUAACUUCCGCACGAGCACUUCCCAGCCUGACUGCAAGUCCUAUGGUCACAUGACUGAGGAGUACCCUGCCCUGGAGACGUAUGCGGCAGCUCUUAGUGGAGGGCCAAUCGGACCCAGUGACAUGAUAGGGACUGCCAACAAGACACUCAUCAUGGCUACCUGUAUGAAGGAUGGCCGCCUCCUGAAGCCCACCCAUCCUGCCAUGAGCAUCGACAACACCUUUGUUCAAAAAGCAUUUGGAUCUGGAGGACCUAAUGGUCAGCUGUGGGCCGCCUUCACAGUGAUUGAUCAUCACUCGUGGUACUUUGUCCUCGCUGCAGAACUGACCAGCGACUACUCUCUUAGUCCUCAAGAUCUAUCUCCUAUACACUCAAUUGAUCAGCUCAUCGUGGCCUAUCAAUACUCCAUCGCCAUGGGUAACAUCACCAAAUUAACUGCCCCUUACAUCGGUGACGGUUCUCUUAAAAUCACAAAAUGUGACAAAGAAGAUUUCCAAUAUUGGGCUAUCGUGACUUUCAUGACAGGCACAGAAAAUGGACGAUUUUUACUCGGUGAACUCAACAAGAUAAUUGCUGUGUCUGAGACGAGAUUUUCUAAUUUCGACGGUGACAGUGUGCGUGUGAUGGGCGUGGCAGGGGAGGUGGUGCGUGUGACCCUGUAUGACCUCGUCAAGGAUCAAGUGAUCGCUGUGGAUUGUACCGUUGGCCCUGACGGUAGUGUCUGGCUCACCAUGGGAACCAGUGGUGGACCGCCCCCUGUAUGCAGCGGGUAGACAGAGCACAAUUAUUUUAUAUGAAACUGUAAUUCGAACAUGAUAUACAUGAACACUUUUUUUGCACUGUGUCAGUCACAAGUUUUAUUGUUUUGAUUGCAGUCAACAA